CCGAUAAUAAUAUAUAUAUGAUCGGUUCAUGGCGCGGUACUCUUUUAUUUUUUUCAAGAAAAUGUUGUUUUACAAGAGAUUUGGAUGGUUUGAGUUUUGUCACGCUUUAUGAAAUGUCAAGAAUUCACCUGGGCUGGGAUGCAAUAUAUUGUUGUUUAAGAUUAGGUUAAUUUGUUGGGGUCGUUUCUGUUUAAUUUCUUGUUUCUUGACGCGCGAUUAUGUUACUUGAUUUGAAGAUUGAACAGUCUUGAAAUAUCAAGAAUGUAGUGUUGUUUAACCGUGGGUUGGUUGGUACGUCGUAUUUGUUUUAUUUCGAAGAUUAGGGUAUGCUUGAAACUCACGAUUAUGCCUGGGUCGGAUGUUGUUGGUUUGUACAGGCCUAGAGGACGGAGAAAUGUACAGAUACUUCUUUUCCAAGAGAUCUUCCAAGAAUGCGUCGGACAAGAGGGCUGUUCGUCAAACGAAGGAUGUUAAAGGAUUUUGAAAGGUUAACAACAGGAUCGAACUGAUAUAACCGGGAUGAGCAAGCACAUCCUUGUAUACUGCAGCAAAGAUGUGAAUGUGAAGGGUAGAGGGCAGCAAAGUCGAUGGAUCAUGCAUGAGUACGCACUGGUCACAAAAACAGAGGAUAAGGUGCCGGUUAUUGAGGGAAAUGAAAAUCUUGUUGUGUGUGGCAUUUAUCAGCGGAAGGCCAAAAGGGAGGAGAAGGAGGCAGCAGAAGAAGAAACUGCAGGUGGAGAAAACACUGGAGACAGGAAUGCUGAAGCCCCUCUUUUGGAUCUGAUUGGAGGAGGGCUUGAUCAGCCAAGCGGUGAUCAGCCUCCAAACGUGGCAGAAGAGAAUUUCAAUCUCAAUCUGGAGCUGUGAUAAGUUGAUCAGCAGGUCAUUUAAUUGUUCGAUGCAAGGCUACGUCGCCUGCCUUUUGAAUUUGUGUCAGUGUUAGUUGUUUACAAGGCUUGUUGCCACUAGCUACUUCAUAAGUACAAUGUUUCUAUCCUGCUGUGUUUUUCUGUUUGUUGUUGCCAAAUGGCAAUCAUAAAUGUCUAGCAACUUAAUA
Messenger RNA from Daucus carota subsp. sativus, 1057 nucleotides. RefSeq lists its product as uncharacterized. Gene Ontology annotation, molecular function: DNA binding. NCBI's taxonomy places the organism in Eukaryota, Viridiplantae, Streptophyta, Magnoliopsida, Apiales, Apiaceae. The record is from RefSeq and is a predicted model, not a curated record. The coding region runs from base 520 to 867 and encodes 115 amino acids. The transcript has 2 exons. Gene Ontology annotation, biological process: regulation of DNA-templated transcription.